AUGGCGGCGAACAUUAACGGCGUAUUCAACGAAAAUUUACAAAAUGCAAUACUUCAAAGUAAAGUACUUAUCGUGGGUGCUGGUGGUAUUGGAUGUGAAAUAUUAAAAAAUCUUGUUAUGACAGGAUUUACCGAUAUCGAAAUUAUUGAUUUAGAUACAAUUGAUGUUAGUAAUUUAAACAGACAAUUUCUGUUUCAAAAGAAACAUGUGGGAAAGUCAAAAGCUGAUGUUGCAAGGGAAACAGCUUUAACAUUUAAUCCUGAUGCAAAAAUAGUUCAUUACCAUGACAGUAUUACAUCUUCUGACUAUGGAAUAUCAUUUUUUAAAAAGUUCACAUUGGUUAUGAAUGCACUUGAUAAUAGAGCAGCUAGAAAUCAUGUAAAUAGAAUGUGCUUAGCUGCAGAUGUACCAUUAAUUGAAUCUGGUACAGCUGGUUAUGAGGGACAAGUAGAACUUAUAAAGAAAGGAUUAAGUCAAUGUUAUGAAUGUACACCAAAGGCUGCACAAAAGACUUUUCCUGGUUGCACAAUUCGUAAUACACCUAGUGAGCCAAUUCAUUGUAUAGUAUGGGCAAAACAUUUAUUCAAUCAGUUAUUUGGUGAAGAAGAUCCUGAUCAAGAUGUUUCUCCAGAUACUGCUGACCCAGAAGCAGCAGCUGGUGCAGGUGAAGGUGCUCUAAAUUCAGAAACUAAUGAAAAAGGAAAUGUAAAUAGAGUAUCAACUAGAGCUUGGGCACAAUCAUGUAAUUAUGAUCCAGAAAAGUUAUUUACAAAAUUAUUUCAUGAUGACAUCAAAUAUUUGCUUAGUAUGGAUAAUUUGUGGAAGAAAAGGAGACCACCUACUCCUGUAAAUUGGAAAGACUUACCAGAUGGAGUACCAGGAUGUAGUAAAGAAGUUAAUGAACCUGGCUUGAAAGAUCAACAACGUUGGAGUAUUUUUAAAUGUGGUACAAUAUUUGCUGAAUCAAUAAAAAAUUUAAACAAUACUUUGAAAACCUCCCUGGAAAAGGCAUCAAACAACCACCUUGUUUGGGACAAAGAUGAUCAGAGUUCAAUGGAUUUUGUUGCAGCAUGUGCCAAUAUAAGAGCUCAUAUUUUUGGCAUACCUCAGAAAACUAGAUUUGAUAUAAAAUCUAUGGCAGGAAAUAUAAUUCCCGCAAUUGCAACUACAAACGCUAUAGUUGCUGGUUUAGUUGUUCUUCAUGCAUUCCGCAUUCUUGAAAAUAAUUUAAAAGCAUGUAGAUCUGUAUAUUUGCGUUCGAAAAUGAACCAUCGCAAUCAAUUAUUGGUACCAGAAAAGAAUGUGAAUCCACCAAAUCCAAAAUGUUAUGUAUGUGCACCCACACCACAGGCUGUACUAGCAAUUGAUACAUCUAAAGCAACAAUCAAAGAAUUAGAUGAAGUAGUGCUGAAAAAUAGGUUGAAUAUGAUUGCUCCAGAUGUUAUGAUAGAUGGUACUGGCACUGUUGUGAUCAGCAGUGAAGAAGGAGAAACCGAACAAAAUAAUGAUAAACAUUUAGAAGAAUUAGGAAUUAAAGACGGCACCAUACUCAAGGUGGAUGAUUUUCAACAAAAUUAUUCGCUAACUGUCACUAUAGUUUUUAGAGAACGACCAAAUGUAAAAGACGAUAGUCCUGAUUUCCUCAUCUUAGCCGACGAAAAAGAUCUUAAACCUAAGGAAGACAAUGACUUAGUGCAACCAUCUACUUCCAAUGGACAGGACACAUCUGAUGACAAUGUAAUGAUUGUUGAAACUGAAAUUACUCCAUCAGAAGUAUUUAAGAAACGUAAAACUGACUCUCCUGAAGCAAACGUAUCUUUCAAGAAACGAAAAUUGGAAGUUAAUGAUAUAGAUGAUGAUAUUUCUAUUAUUGAAAAUGAUAUAAAUAAUGAUACCGCUAAGACAAAAUCAAAAUCUAGAAUACAUAAGAGCUCAAUAGAUGAUGACUGUUUAAUUGUACACGAUGAUAACAUGCAAAAAGAAUGCAGUUCCGGAGUGAGUGAAUGA
This is a messenger RNA of Habropoda laboriosa, 2007 nucleotides long. RefSeq names its product SUMO-activating enzyme subunit 2 (gene Uba2). The transcript is spliced from 8 exons. Lineage: Eukaryota; Metazoa; Arthropoda; Insecta; Hymenoptera; Apidae. The coding region runs from base 1 to 2007 and encodes 668 amino acids. Gene Ontology annotation, biological process: protein sumoylation. The record is from RefSeq and is a predicted model, not a curated record. Gene Ontology annotation, molecular function: SUMO activating enzyme activity. Gene Ontology annotation, cellular component: SUMO activating enzyme complex; cytoplasm.